Molecule: messenger RNA, 2711 nt
Organism: Phragmites australis (common reed)
Lineage: Eukaryota; Viridiplantae; Streptophyta; Magnoliopsida; Poales; Poaceae
Product: protein FAR1-RELATED SEQUENCE 5-like
Exons: 3
Coding region: 323-2338 (671 amino acids)
Biological process (GO): regulation of DNA-templated transcription
Molecular function (GO): zinc ion binding
Source: RefSeq, a predicted model, not a curated record
AAUCCCGUGGCAUAAUUCCUAUCUUGGUAACGGGCUCGCGGCUUCUGCCUCCUCCUGCCGCACGCGCCGCCCAUUCGACGGCCGGAGCUCUCGGUCUCGGCUUCUGCCUUCCGCACGCGGCCUUCCCAUCGCAACGAUCGGCCAAAGGAGGGGGGUGGUUGUUGCUCCGCCGCCGGCCACCUCUGGCGGCCGCCAGAGUUCGCCGGGGUGGUAGAUCCGCCCUGUGGGUGAUUGUCCUUUUCCAAUUAUCUCUGUAGCAAUGCUUUAUUGCGCACAGAACACUGCAUUUUCCCUUUAAAAUUCAGACGUUUGGAACUGUUGAAUGGAGUAUUCAUCAAGUGAAGAUGAACUGGUUGAGGAUUUCAUCGAUGUCGAGGACGAUACAGGCACCGAGAAUAUUGACCAAGGAACUGGUGUUAUGGCUCCCCAGAUCCAUCAGAUUGACCCUUCUGAGGGCGCAAUGUCACAUGUUGGAAAUGAGCUGCGGAUGGCAGCCGAUGUGAUGGGCAAAAAUGAUGAACCACAUAUGGGCAUGGAAUUCGAGUCUGAUGCAGCUGCACGGGCAUUCUACAAUGCAUAUGCGCUACGCUUUGGGUUCGGGAUUCGUGUUGCACGAUCUCGAAGUGAGCGGAGAAAGGGUGUUGAGGUACUCGUCAUGAAGCGUUUUGUGUGCUUGAAAGAGGGACAUCACAAGAAGAAGCCUGUUGAGCCUAGCAACAAGAAGAAGAGGAAACGGCUCUCCAUACGGGAUGGAUGCCCAGCAAUGAUGGAGGUGGUGCGCAGGGGCCCAGAAAAGUGGGUCAUCACAAAGUUGGUGCUGGAACACACUCAUGUCAUUGUUAGUGCAGACAGGGCGCGGGAGGUCCAGCUCCGCCGCCUAUCUGGGAAGUUCCAGGAACAUGAGAACCAAUUGCAAGAGGUGCGGAGGAAUGUGUUUGGAGAUACAGAUGCACAAGCUCUCUUCAGUUACUUCAUGAGGAUGCAGUCAGAGAACUCUGGUUUUUUCUAUACGAUGCAAGUUGACAGCAGAAACUGUGUAAGCAAUGCAGUUUGGGUUGAUGCAAGGGCUAGAAUGGCAUACACAUACUUUGGAGAUGCUGUUUACUUCGACACUACUUAUAGUCAAAACGAGAAUAUGUUGCCCUUUGCAGCUUUCACAGGCGUGAAUCACCACGGCGACACUGUUGUUUUUGGUUGUGCAUUAAUUUUGGACAGGACAGAAUCUUCAUAUGCUUGGCUUUUUGAGGCAUGGUUGACAGCAAUGGAUAAACGGUUGCCGUUUUCCUUUACUACUGAUGAAGGCAAGGCAAUGGCAGCUGCAGUUGCCAAAGUAUUUCCUCAAUGUUUCCAUCGUCUCUGCAGAUGGCGAAUGUUGUCUAGAUGCAAGAAGAGACUGUCUGAUAUCUACACGAGAUUCCCUGGGUUUCAUGAUGAGCUAAAGAAAUGUGUCAAUGGUUGUGAUACUGUGUCUGUUUUUGACAUGUGCUGGGGCUCCAUUCUUGACAAGUAUGGCCUGAGAGAUGAUACUUGGUUGCAAUCACUGUAUGAAAUAAGGCACAAAUGGGUUCCUGCAUACCUAACCAGCUCCUUCUUCGCUGAGUUGUCAUUAACCCAUAGAGUAGAUACAGUUGGUAGGUUUUUUAGGAAAAACUUCAGUGCAAGAGUUUCUCUGAAUACUUUCAUCACUAAAUUUGAUCAAUACAUAGACGGUUUGUACGCAAAUGAAGCCCAGAAAGAUUUCACUUCAUUUCCUCCUCAACAGCUUCUGAAAACCGAUACGAUCUUGGAAAAACAAGCUGGGAGCAUAUACACCAAGGUUGCAUUUGAAACGUUCCAAGUAGAACUGUUUGAAGCAUCGCAACAUUAUUAUGCUGUUAAGGUUCAGGACGGACCAUACAUGAAGUACUAUGUGGAAAGAUACGGUGAUCCGCCUACCAGACACACUGUUGUCUACAACGUUGCUGAGAAGAAGGCUUGGUGUGAUUGCUGCCGGUUUGCUUUCUCAGCAAUAUUAUGCAGGCAUGUCCUUGGAGUAUUCAUCUUGGCUGGCAUCAUCAUGCUUCCAGAGCCAUGCGUCACAAAGCGAUGGACAAAGAAGGCAAAGACAGGGCCAGAACUGAUUGGACCUAAUCUUGGAAAUGAAAGCAGCAGCGCAGAUUCUGUGUCAUCAAGAUAUAAUGAUCUCGUUCGCGACGCGAUGAAAUGUGCAGAAAAGGGAGCUGUAUCAGCUGGUGCCUUCAGAGUUGCCAAGGAAGCACUAUGCAAAGCCUUCAUGGAGAUAAAGGGUCACGGGGAGAAACUGAACAAGAAUGCUCUGCAGAAAGUGGAUAAUAGAUAGCAGCGGUUGGUUGUCUUUGAAGGCACUUGAGAGAUUGUUUCAGACAUCUUUAGCAAUGAAUUUGUCAUGCCGCCAUGAUCAAGAACUUUACCUGCUCGCUAUCUCGGCAUGCCGAUGACUUAUUGACAUGUUAGUCUGUGUUCGAGUAAACCUAACCCUUUUAAUCAGAGUCGUAUGUUUCAAUACUGCAAGUGAUAUCUCUACUGUAGUCUUUACCUGACUUAGUAGGAACCAGAUUGUAGUUUUUCGCCGCCUGACUGAGUGCCGGCUGCUGCUCAUGAUGUCACAACUCAGAACAGCUAAUACAAUGGAAUCGCUAUGUUUGUAGGAUUUUUUCUUUCCUGCACUAUUUAUCAAUUUUCUUUGAAAAAUA